GGCCCAACUGGAUGUGCAUUUCCUGUUUAUUUCAGCAAUCUCCACUAAAUCAAAGAAUUAAAUCAGUGACUAUAUCUAGAUCUAGUCUUUAAGCCUUGUUUUAUUGAUGUGCUCUCAGGGUCCACAGGGAAUUCGAGGUGCCACUGGUAUGAUUGGUACCAAAGGAAAAACUGGGACUCGAGGUGUUGACGGAGACCCAGGCUCUCAGGGUGUUGCAGGGGCGAUAGGGGAUCGAGGCCAAAGAGGAGGAAUGGGAGAAACUGGCCCUAAAGGUGAACAGGGACCUCAAGGGCUGAGAGGCAAUACUGGUCUUCCAGGUCCGAAGAGGGAGGCAGUGGGUUGCCAGGUGUGGAUGGACGUGAGGGAAUCCCUGGCAUGCCAGGGUGCCGCCGGAAAACCUGGAAGCCCUGGGGAAGCUGGCCUUGGUCCUAAAGGUGACUUGGGCUUUCUUGGACUUCCAGGACCACCAGGCCUGUCAGGAAUAAAAGGAGAUAGGGGUGACCCUGGCCAACCUGGAGCAAAAGGAGAAGGAGGUAACCAGGGGGAUCCGGGUAACAGAGGACCAGAGGGUGCCCAUGGCCAGCCUGGCAUUGAGGGGCCUCCUGGUAGUCCUGGACCACGUGGCAUGCAGGGGAACAGAGGAGCUCCAGGAACUCGUGGCACCCAGGGACCAGUGGGUAAAGAACCAAGUGAUCAACACAUCAGACAAGUGUGCAUGCAUGUUAUGCAAGAGCAGUUGGCCCAACCGGCUGCCAGUCUGAGGAGACCAGAGUCUGGCGCGGUCGGACUGCCAUGGAGACCCGGUCCCCCUGGUCCUUCUGGACCCCAAGGUGACAGUGGCUUUCCUGGGCAUGCUAGUGCUAGAGGGCUCCCGGGACUCAAAGGGCCUCUGGGUCUUAUUGAAAGGUGAACCUGGAAAACCAGGAUACGGUCAAGAUGGGCGUGGGACCAGGUGGAAACUAAAAACAUCACUGUUCUGGACAUUCAGAGAGACUCCACUAUCCAGCUCUGCAGAAAGCACAAAACAUUAUUGGCUUUGCAGAUAACACUUUGCCAACUUCCUACAGUAUGUACAGAAAACUGCAAAAUCUCUUGAUCCAAACCAAUAAGACACGUUUUUCAUUCACCUUAAGUUAUCUGUUGGUGAAAUCAACUUUAACAGAACUUAUUUUGCAUCUGAUGUUCUUCUGAAAGCCAUUUCCUGUAGACUUUAGAAGCUGUUUUUUCUCAACUCGUACUAAAUCUGCUCUAGGAAGUGAACAAACAUCAAUGUGGCCUUCAGACCGGAGGCCUUUUUAAUUUCUGUGUGCCAAAGAUAAACCUGCCAGAAAUAUUGAUGGUGCUGGAAGUUCAUAACUGAAACGGCUGCCAGAGACCCGCUGUCAGAAACCAAAAGGAGAGAGGAUAUAUGUAGAUAUGCUGCAAUAUAUUCUGUACAUCUAUGUAAAUGAUUUAAAAGUGGUUUUGUAAGAAAUUCACUCCCCGCUAAAGAGUAUUGGUGAUUUAUUAUUCUAGGACUGUGGGCGGGAAGGCGUUGCAUACACACGAGAUAAAUGCAGAUGUGUCGUUUCAUGGUAUUUUUAUUUAUUUUACAUAGGUGUUGGAUGACGAUAAACUUUGUACAAACACAUUUCGUUUGCUCUUUCACUGUAUCAGGGGUGGCAAACUCAAUUCCUGGAGGGCCGGAGCCCUGCAGAGUUUUGUUCCAAUCCUGCUCCAACACACAUACCAUGUAGUUUUCAAAUAAGCCUGAAGGACUUGAUUAGUUGGAUCAGAUGUGUUUAAUUAGAGGCAAAUCUGAACUCUGCAGGGCUCUGGCCCUCCAGGAAUUGAGUUUGACACCCUUGGUGUAGAUGCUAAUUUAAAUGCUGGCAAACUGAACUUUGCAAUUAUUCAGUAACAAAAUCAAGCCAGGAAGAUUUUAAGUAAGAAUUACAUAAAAUGGCAUUCACUUCAAUUAAAACUUUGAACAUCAGUACAGACUAGACAAUGUUUAAGCAUGAAGUGAAAGCAAGUUUAAAAAUUAAGUUAUUUAAAUGUUAAUUAAAAAGAGAAAUUUAAUACAUAAAGUGGCCUCAAAGAGCAUUUGGAUACUUUAGACAAUAUUUAGACACAUGCAAUAGCAUUAGAGAGAGAGAGAGAGAGAGAGAGAGA
This is a messenger RNA of Carassius gibelio (silver crucian carp), 2154 nucleotides long. RefSeq names its product collagen alpha-1(IX) chain-like. The transcript is spliced from 12 exons. Lineage: Eukaryota; Metazoa; Chordata; Actinopteri; Cypriniformes; Cyprinidae. The record is from RefSeq and is a predicted model, not a curated record. The coding region runs from base 107 to 910 and encodes 267 amino acids.